Molecule: messenger RNA, 576 nt
Organism: Ramularia collo-cygni
Lineage: Eukaryota; Fungi; Ascomycota; Dothideomycetes; Mycosphaerellales; Mycosphaerellaceae
Exons: 2
Coding region: 1-576 (191 amino acids)
Source: RefSeq, a predicted model, not a curated record
AUGUCUACAUCCACUUUCGAGUGCAACGUCGCUUACAGCGUCCUCGUUAACAAAGGGCUCUCUAUUGAUCACUCCGAUGUCCUGUCGUUUGCGGAAAUGUGGGAGGGAAUCAGACGUGGCUCUUCCCAUCCCCAUGAAUUCGCCCCAUACGUCUCGGACUGCCAGAUACUUUCGGGCUCUGGAAAUCGAUUCAGCCGAAGACUGACACUGGCCGAUGGUGCGGUACAUACCGCUAGCGGUUCCUUUCUUGAUCAGGAUGUGGUGAUUGCAGAGGGUUUGCAUGUGGAAGCAAUCACUACCGCAUCUGGAGCUAAAACGACGUGGUUCGUUUCCCGAGAUGGCUCCCCUGGCUCGAAUGAAGACACCGACAUCGUCCUCAAUGCGGUUUAUGAACUGAAGAUGUCGGAUGUUACGCCUGGUAGUGAUCAGGCCAACCAAAUCACCCGCGACUACAGCGCGCUUGCGUUGAAAGCCUGUCGAGAUGGGAUAGAAACGAUCAGAGAGUGGAAGCGUCAGGGUAGACUAGAGAAGUUCCGUGUUGAGCGUGAGGCCGGGCGAGUUUACGAAGGACCGUGA